This is a messenger RNA of Punctularia strigosozonata HHB-11173 SS5, 768 nucleotides long. Its product is annotated as Ssu72-like protein. Gene Ontology annotation, cellular component: nucleus; mRNA cleavage and polyadenylation specificity factor complex. Lineage: Eukaryota; Fungi; Basidiomycota; Agaricomycetes; Corticiales; Punctulariaceae. The record is from RefSeq and is a predicted model, not a curated record. Gene Ontology annotation, biological process: termination of RNA polymerase II transcription. The transcript is spliced from 6 exons. Gene Ontology annotation, molecular function: RNA polymerase II CTD heptapeptide repeat phosphatase activity. Bases 221 to 748 code for a protein of 175 amino acids.
AUCGGCUGCAUAUCCCUACUUGAUUGCGUCCAACUCCUCGUUUGGGGUGCUUGGUCGUCCACCCGUUGCUCCACCCCAGGUCGCCAACCUACAACAGCCGAUUGCACGACAGCCAUCUCUGGAAGCUCAGGUUGCAACGACCAACCCGCCCGGAACUAUUUCUUCCUAUAAAGUUCGUCCUCUCUUUUGUGUCGUCUGUGCCAGCAACCAGAAUCGGUCGAUGGAAGGCCACAACGUUCUGUCACAAGGUGGAUACCGAGUUAUUUCCUUUGGUACUGGAUCAGCUGUGCGCCUCCCCGGGCCAUCGAUAGACAAGCCGAACGUGUACCCGUUCGGUACUCCAUAUAACACAAUAUAUGAAGAACUGAGUCAAAAAGACGCUCGACUAUAUACAGCAAAUGGACUCCUGCAAAUGCUUGAUCGCAAUAGAAGGAUAAAACUCGCGCCGGAACGAUGGCAAGAGAGUAAAGCUGUUGCAGAUAUCGUUAUUACAUGUGAGGAGCGAUGUUUCGACGCCGUUUGCGACGAUCUUCUUUCACGCGGAGGGGAUCUGAAUCGACCAGUCCAUGUUAUCAACAUCGAGAUCCGAGACAACCAUGAAGAGGCAUGGAUAGCAGGGAAGGCCAUGUUGGAUCUGGCGGCAGCGAUUGAAGCCUCCAACGAUAUUGACGAGGACAUAGACCAAAUACUGAGGACACAACAGGAAAAACAUCCACAUCCUUUACUUCACGCUGUAGCAUAUUACUGAUAUGUAUGAACCCCAUCACC